UCCUCGCUCACUCGCCAUUUGAAUACUCUGUUCUCCUCCAGCAAAAUUCACAGAGCAGAACACAUAGACCAUGGUUCAACGGUCGGCCGGCCAGAGCGCGCGGCGGGGCCGGCAGCAGCACGACCACCCGACGGCGGCGGCCGCGGCGAGGUCCGGCGGCGGGGGGAGGCGGCAUUACCAGCAGGAGCUGCUGCUGGGGCUGCACAGCAGCAAGGGCAAGGGCGCGUGCCGGUUCAAGCGCAGCUGCUUCAGCGAGGAGGAGGACGCCGCGUCGUCCGCCAUGCUGCUGCUCGCCUGCGUCGUCUGCGCCCCCUCACUUUGAUGUUGAUUACCCCCUGGUGAUCUCGAUCGUGGAAACGACCGCUAGCUUAAGUAAUUUUUUCUCAAUUAUCCCUGUGCUACUAGUAAUUACUGUGUACUGUAUCCAGAUAUAACUGUGAUGUGUAAAUCUCCACCCGUUGACCCCCUUUCUCGGUUGCUCAACCAGUAGUGAAUUAUAUGUACUCGUCGUGUAAACCAUUGUGCUCACCGUGUACUGUAUCCAGAUAUAACAAGCCGUUGUUCUCA
Molecule: messenger RNA, 567 nt
Organism: Aegilops tauschii subsp. strangulata
Lineage: Eukaryota; Viridiplantae; Streptophyta; Magnoliopsida; Poales; Poaceae
Source: RefSeq, a predicted model, not a curated record